Molecule: messenger RNA, 336 nt
Organism: Laccaria bicolor S238N-H82
Lineage: Eukaryota; Fungi; Basidiomycota; Agaricomycetes; Agaricales; Hydnangiaceae
Exons: 3
Coding region: 1-336 (111 amino acids)
Source: RefSeq, a predicted model, not a curated record
AUGACUCAGCACCCCUGCGUUGUACAUGGCGGUAGAGCACGGGAAAUCUGGCAUCGGCUUGGCAUCUACGUCCUUAAAUCCAUCUGCCUGUGGCUCUUCAUCAAGGUUUUGGCAGACGAAGGCCCACCAACAACUAGGAAGCAGCUCGUUACCGCCAUUCAUGUUUGGCGUUCUGUGGCAAAGGCCUCGAAUGACGAAUGGCUAGCUUUCGAUACAACAUUUGAAGAUCUUGACGCUUUCCGGGCACGUCUAUCCUUUAGUCCGGGUGUCAGCAGCGUAUUCUCUACCAUUCGUGCCUCGAUCGAUCUCAAUCACUGGGACGUGUUUAAAUCGUGA